CGUCGCUACGCUGACGCCCGUUGAGCGCGCUCGUUGACAGAAGCUUCUAGCUAGUGGCUAAUGAGGAGUUAGCAUGAAGCAAGGAGCUCCGUCCAUCUUUAGCUAAACUACUCCCACGAUGCCGCUCACACCGCUCGUUUACUGGGCUCAGCGACACGAGGACAUUUACCUGCGAGUGGAGCUGACUGACGCUCAGAUUAUUGACGUCCAUGUGCGAGAAAAGGUUCUUCAGUUCAGAGCCCAGGGCCAUGGUGCAAAAGGACAAAAUGAAUACGAGUUCAGCUUGGAGUUUCUGUCACCAGUAAAGCCAGAGGUGAGCUACAAGUCCACACAACGGCAGGUAAAUAUCACAGUGCGGAAAGAGCAGCGUGGCUGGUGGGAGAGACUCACUGUGCAGGAGCGGAAACCUGUUUUCCUGACACCUGAUUUUGACCGCUGGCUGGAAGAGUCGGACGCAGAGAUGGAGAUCCGUGAAAAGGAGGAGAAAAGGAACAGGCUGAAGGCUGCGAGGCCUGAAGAUGAAGGGUUUGUCAGUCUGAAAACAGGAUAUCUGUUUGUAUAUAACCUGGUGCAGUUUCUUGGUUUUUCAUGGAUCUUUGUUAACAUGACUGUGCGUCUCUUCAUCUUUGGCCAAGAGUCUUUCUAUGACACAUUCAACUCCAUAUCGGACGUGAUGUUCUUCUGCCAGAUCCUGGCAUCAGUAGAGGUCCUCAAUGCUGCUUUUGGUGUAGUCAGAACAGGUGUUGUUCCAACUCUUAUACAGGUGGUUGGAAGGAAUUUUAUCCUCUUCAUCAUUUUUGGGAGUUUGGAGGAAAUGCACCACCAGCCAGUCGUGUUCUUCGUAUUCUACCUGUGGAGCGCCAUCGAGAUUUUCAGGUAUCCAUUUUACAUGCUGGGCUGUUGUAAUACAGAGUGGAAAACCCUCACGUGGCUGCGGUACACAAUAUGGAUCCCGCUCUACCCACUGGGUGUUCUAGCUGAAGCUGUGGCUGUCAUACAAUCCAUUCCCAUCUUUUACGAGAGCAAACUCUUCAGCAUUCCUCUGCCUAAGGCGAUCGGCACCUCCAUCAAAUUCCACUACGUCCUAUACGUUUACCUCAUUCUCAUGGUGCUGGGGCUUUUUAUAAACUUUCGUCAUCUUUACAAGCAGAGGAAGAGGCGUUUCCGUACCAAGAAGAGGAAAGCUAAUUGAGUCUCAACACUGAUAACAUUCCUCAAACGCCUCUGCUGCCUGUUGAUUUCUGGAGAUAUUUUUUAAAUGAUCCUAACAGUGAUCGACCAAAUCAGUGAUGUUAAGAAAAUAUUUUCUGAUCCCCAGCUUGUCUAUGUUAUAGUUAACAUGAACAUCUUAAGGAUUAUUCAAUAUUUAAUUACUGCAUUGACAGUCUCACUUACUGGUAAUUGAUUUCUAAUAUGAGUUUAGUAGAUUAGUGAAAAACUGUAGUAAGACAUAGACUUUGAUGUCCUUUGUUAAUUUGUUUAUUUUAGUGCAGUGGUAUUUUUGGUUUAAUACAUUGCAACAAGCACUGAUCAGGACAAGUAUUUUAUUUGUUAUCAUUCCAGAUUUCUGAUCCAUCUCACAAACCUCAGGAAAAAUGACACUGGUGACUUUUAAUACAGAAACAGUCAUGUUCUGCUCAAUGCUAACCUGCUAUGAAGCAUUUUUAUUUGUGUCCCUUCCUCAUUCUGAUUCACCAGAUCAUGUGCAGUUUCGGAGGCAAACAGUAACAGUCACUUCUCUGGUUUCCUGUAACUGUGGCAGUUAUGUGACACUGAAUAAAUUUGAAGUUUGUUCUUGUUAA
Messenger RNA from Paralichthys olivaceus (Japanese flounder), 1802 nucleotides. It is a transcript of the gene hacd3, whose product is annotated as 3-hydroxyacyl-CoA dehydratase 3. Gene Ontology annotation, cellular component: endoplasmic reticulum membrane. Gene Ontology annotation, biological process: very long-chain fatty acid biosynthetic process; sphingolipid biosynthetic process; fatty acid elongation. Lineage: Eukaryota; Metazoa; Chordata; Actinopteri; Pleuronectiformes; Paralichthyidae. The record is from RefSeq and is a predicted model, not a curated record. Gene Ontology annotation, molecular function: 3-hydroxyacyl-CoA dehydratase activity.